This is a messenger RNA of Coprinopsis cinerea okayama7#130, 1947 nucleotides long. RefSeq lists its product as hypothetical. The transcript is spliced from 5 exons. Bases 1 to 1947 code for a protein of 648 amino acids. Lineage: Eukaryota; Fungi; Basidiomycota; Agaricomycetes; Agaricales; Psathyrellaceae. The record is from RefSeq and is a predicted model, not a curated record.
AUGCCAGAGGGAGGCAUAGUCGUUCUCCACAGUGAUCUAAGCUCGCGAUCAGUUCCACGCGAACUUGCGCCGGGCAUCCUCGUUCAUGAUAAAACUGCCGGUCAAGGUGGAUGGGACUCCAAUGGCAAAAUCCCCACCGAUCUGAAACAGGAAAUCGAUAACGCCUUCGCGAACGUCGAUCUAGCGCUCAAAGCAGCCGGCGGAAAGGGUUGGUCCCAAAUAUACAAGGUCACUGUCUACCUGGUCGACGUCAUUCAAAACGAGGGAAUGGACCCGUUGGUCGAUGCCUUUAAAAAGUGGUUGCCCGAUCAUAAACCCGUCAAUACCGUGCUGGGGGUGAAGGAGCUGGCCUUGAAGGAGAUGAGGAUCGAAAUCGACGUCGUUGCACAGAUUGGAGAGGACAAUGCCACCGUAAGACGGCUGAUAUACAUCUCGUUCAACGAAGAAAGUGGCGGCUGGAAAGCGGAGAUGUGUUUGGCACGUCCGCGCCAGCCUAACAAGGCCAAGCUGGGACAAUCUCCGCAGUUCAUUCCGAGCGGGAUCGCUGCUAUGACUGAAGAAGGCAUCCCUGUCGACCGUUCGAUCCAGGACGGCUGGAUUUCCAAAGGAAUCGACAUCCUGCCACCAGAACUCGUGAUCCAGGUGCUACGAACUUGCCUCCCACUACCACUGGACCGACCAGGAAGGAAGCAGUUUCAACUUCUCCGUUGUAUCUGCUCUCUUUGGCGUAAUCUCGCAUUCUCUACGCCCGAUCUAUGGUCAUCACUCUUCGUCGACCUUUCGAACCGCACCCUCCAUCCCAAGGUCGAUAAUUCGCAGAGAGGUGACUACAGCGCCAGGAUGCAAGGAUGGUUCUCCAGAGCAGGCGAUGGCAUUCCAUUGGAACUGACGCUAAGGCUUGCUUCGCGGUCAAUUCGCCCGCUAGAGUUGAAAAGCCUGUCAGAAUGGAUAGGGAAUUAUAGGUCGCGUUGGAAAACGCUGAACUUGUUGUUAUACGACGAGGCAUACACCGCUAUCUUGCGCAAUCCUUGUCAGACGGGCGACUGGUCACGGCUAGACUCGCUGUCCUUCAACGUACCCUCCCAAAGGAGUAUUCAUUUCGACCUCCCCCUCCUGGAUCGCAUGCCAUCCCUUCGCACUCUGAACAUUCAAAAAGGCCUUAACGGCAUGAUACAAGCACCCUCGGCCUGCCCCAACGUUGAGCGAUUGGCACUCACGAUGACGUGCUCGGAUGCCAUGACGGUCGCUACCUCCUUCCCCAACCUCACUCGUCUUCGAAUAUGGUGUCCCACGUCAGACAACGGUGGCGUCGCGUCUAACCAGACGAUGGGGCCUCUGCAUCUUUUGUCCCUCCAAAUUCUGGAACUCGCCGGCAGUAGCAUCGUCAUCGACUUCUUAAACAGGGUUCAUUGCCCGGAUUUACGGGCUUUCACUCUUAUGAUAUCCAGCAAUCACCGCAGUUUUACUGGAGAAGAUUCCUGGCAUAUGGGUAUCGUCCGGUUCAUUAACGGGUCGUCUAAACUAGAGCGGAUGUCUCUGGUGGGACUUGUGCCUCCCGCGAUGGCAGCGGUGCUAGAAGCAAGUACGGAAACCAAAGCCUCCGCGCUCGAGUUGGAUAUUUGGCCGUAUAUCGAUCUCGACAACCCUCCACAAACCCUUUUGCCCAGCAUUUGCAAGCUAACGAUUUGGGGAGUCGGACGCUUUGCCUCUAACGACCUUAAGCAACGACGUAUGGAGUCGUUCCUGAAGUUUCUGGGGAGACGGUGCAAGGACACAGGUUUUGAUGGAGUCCAGCAUGGAGCUGGAGGCAGUGCGAGCCUGCCUUUGGAGGAGGUUGUUGUCGGGAAGGAUAUGCUGGUUGGCGAGCUUCCUGAAGCCGAAAUCGAUACACUUCGUGCGCGAGGAAUGACCAUUGAGGUGCGAAACAAUUGGGCAAUGCGGGUUUGA